GAAGAUAUCAACAACUAAAGAUCGGAGACAAAAUAUCGGAGAAGGCGUUAACGGAAUACGGAGUACCACAAGGUUCGGUUCUGGGUCCCUUGCUUUUUAUACUGUACAUAAACGAUAUUGUAGGAGUAAAAACCGAUGAAUCAACAGUAAAACUAUUCGCAGAUGAUACAAUGAUAUUUGUAGUAGGAGAGAGCGCAAAAGAAAUAGAAGCCAAAUUGCAAGCAGCGCUAAAUAAGUUGGAAGAUUGGCUAGAUGAGAAUAAGCUAAAAAUGAAUGCAAAUAAAACGAAAUAUAUGAUAAUAAGGAAUAAUAGGAAACAGUUAAGUAGGGAAAUUAGAGUAAACACUAGAAAAGGAAAUGAACUUGAAAGAGUAACAAUAAUGAAAUAUUUAGGAGUUAUAUUGGAUGAGCAUUUGACAUUUAAAGAACACUGUGACUACAUAUUGAAAAAAGUCGGAAAAAAAACUAGUUUCCUGAACCGAAUAGGAAAUCACAUAUCGGCAUAUACACGAUGCCUGGUAUAUAAAACGAUUAUAGCACCUCACUUUGAGUAUUGUGCUACAAUAAUGAUUAAUAUGGGGAAAACUGAGUUGGAAAAAUUGCAGAAGGCUCAGAACCGGGCUAUGAGAACAAUAUUACAAGUGAACAGAUAUACGAGAAUCAGAGAUAUGUUAGUAGCACUAAGUUUUAUGUCAAUAAAGGAAAGAUUAGAAUUUAAUGUGAGCGUCUUUAUGUAUAAGUUAGUUAACGGCAUGGUGCCAAACGAGCUGAGCAGUGGAUUGGAACUAGUGGGAGAUAGGAUGGGGGUGAGAACGAGGCAGGCGGAGAAUAUAAAGAUAGACUUUAGAAAAACAACAAGUGCACAACAUAGCUUAAUGUAUGCCGGGGUAAAAAUGUAUAAUGAUUUACCUGAUAAAGUAAAAAGUGCUGCAGAUCUCUUUAACUUUAAGAAAGAUAUAAAGGAAUACAUAUUAGGCAAGAGAUAGAUGGUAUACGU
Messenger RNA from Vollenhovia emeryi, 997 nucleotides. RefSeq names its product RNA-directed DNA polymerase from mobile element jockey-like. NCBI's taxonomy places the organism in Eukaryota, Metazoa, Arthropoda, Insecta, Hymenoptera, Formicidae. The coding region runs from base 171 to 986 and encodes 271 amino acids. The transcript has a single exon. The record is from RefSeq and is a predicted model, not a curated record.